Molecule: messenger RNA, 1698 nt
Organism: Megalobrama amblycephala (Wuchang bream)
Lineage: Eukaryota; Metazoa; Chordata; Actinopteri; Cypriniformes; Xenocyprididae
Gene: pln1
Product: phospholamban
Exons: 3
Coding region: 261-434 (57 amino acids)
Biological process (GO): negative regulation of heart rate; negative regulation of calcium ion import into sarcoplasmic reticulum; negative regulation of ATPase-coupled calcium transmembrane transporter activity
Cellular component (GO): sarcoplasmic reticulum; membrane
Molecular function (GO): ATPase inhibitor activity
Source: RefSeq, a predicted model, not a curated record
UCUGCCAUAAACUUUCGAACUCCACAUUGCUGCCACAGACCCUCCUUUCCUCCAAAAGAAAACCAGAGCAACAGGAUUGAACCUGUUCAUCUACAGAUUCAGCCUUGUGUCCACUGGCAACCGGAUCACCUCCUCCAUCAUCACAACAACCAUUCCUCCCCGCACGGCUCUCCACUCCACCUUGCGGUACUGCCGUCCUUCCUUCCUCUCUCCUCCGCACCUCUCCCCUCUCUCUGCACUAAUCCCACCCACGCUUCGGCAUGGAGAAGGUGCAGCACAUCACACGGGCGGCCAUUCGGCGGGCGUCCAUCAUGGAGGUUCCCCAGCAGGCCAAGCAAAACAUGCAGGAGCUCUUCGUCAACUUCUGCCUCAUCCUCAUCUGCCUGCUGCUCAUCUACAUCAUUGUCUUGCUAAUCUCUUUCCACGGCAUGUGAGAGACCGACGGCGCGAUGUAACCUGCUCGUCCUCGUUUUCACUGGCAAACGAGAAGAACUUCCACCUGGGGCCGAAUACGCUUGCGCUACACGGCACCACGGCUGAACCCCAACAACCCUGGAAAUCUCCCACCCAUCAGCAUGGAUCUGACCAAUAACAGAGGACUAAACCUGCUGCUCAACUUCAUGCUUAUUGUAGUGGCUCUACUGCUCAUGCUCAUUCUGGUCAAGCUCAUGUGACCCGAAAAUGGCCCAAAAUGAGAAUAAUCAGUAUAAAAGACUCCCACUCACUCUACCUCCAAAACCAUUUUAAAAUUAGGCUGAUUUCUACUAAACAUCAGACAAACCUGUGCAUGACUGACAGGCAGAAAAUGUUUCUGAUUGGUUAGUAUACUAAAGUGGGCUAAUCCCGUUACUCUUUUUAUCUUUUUUUUUUGGGCUGUCACUUGAGACUUUUGAGUCAGGACACAUAUUUCACUUCAUUGAAUCAGGCAGGAGGGACAUUUUGUGAGUCUGGCGUUAAAAAAUGUUGCAUACAACACCUUUAUCCUACAUUACAUGCUUUGCUAGAGCUUAAUGGAGGGGUACAGUAAAUGAUAAAAACUGAUUACCACCUCUCCAUAUUCAAAUAAAGAAAACAGAAAAACACUUAAUCAAAAUGGACUAAAAAUGCUCCUACAUUUUAGCUCAAAUUAUAGUGAGGCUUUAAAACUGACAGGAAGUAGGUCCACAUCAUUGCUUGCAGUCUCACUGCACCCUCUAGUGGUUGUUGCCUCUUACUGCUCACGAAAACAACAACAUAACUAGGAUUAAAAAUGGGAUUUAUCUCAAAACAAGAUUCUUUUUCUUUGAACAGCAGGUUUGGAUUUAAGUACAUGGCCAAAUGAAAAUAUAGACAAGCUCUCAAAUCACAUGACAUGCCACUGACACUAUUCUUAAAAAUAUUACAUAUGCAUUUUUUUUUUCCUGCAAUAAAAUCAGUAGAUAUGCAAUCCUAAUUGGAUGUAUUUCAUAAAUAGAAGGACAUAGUCAUGGUUUUAAUGAGAAAGCACACUGGUUUGCCUAUAAUAUAAUCAAAGUUGCAACCUUUUUAAAUUAUUUAUACAAUCACAAUCACUGUGUUCUUGAAAAUUUCUGUGUGAAUAUAUUUAUGAAGUAAUGAUAUACAUGUUCAAAAAUAGGAAUGAAUUACUGUGCAGUGCAGGUGUUGAGAAAUAAGACCGAAUGGAAGUAAACAAUGCAAAUAAAACAGUUCCACUGAUAA